GAAUGCAAUGCCAAUCACCAAGAUGUUACUCGACAGACUCCUGAGUUAUUAGCGAAAAUUUUAUUAAUUGUUCAAUUCGUCGAGACUUCUGCUUGUCCACAUUAAGCAAGAACAAUUUCCAUUGCAAAAAAAAUCUGACUUCCAUUAUCUACACGCUCUUCGAAUCCAAAUGUCAUGGUAGAAGUAGAAUUGCCAAUCUAUGGAGAUAAUGUAGCAAUCUCAAAAUACAGUCCGUAAGUUGAUCUCGCAUCGGUGUUAAUUGAUAUUACCACAAGGACGGUGGUUGAGUGUGAAUUAAUACUUGUUGUGGAUGUUCUUGAUUUCGACCUUGAUGGAACUUGAUAAUUCUCACAUACUAAUCGCCUUCUACCAGUAUGAAGGGAUCUCCUGUGCCGCGUCGGUAUUAAAGAGAGCGAGCAUUUUCACGGAUUGGUAAUUGAACAUGCAGCAUCGGCACUGUGUAACAAAGGAAAGACAGCUGACUACCAUAUGAUCGCAACUGUUGCCAACUCAGUACCGCGAAAUCGAAAACUCACAUACUUUGUGUGCUGGUCGGGAUGAACUUCUCAAGGUUCUGUAUGUUUUGGCACCUUGAUUAUUACUUGGAAGUCGACGAAUUAGUGGAGCAUCAAAAAAGUUAAAACGCGGGGAGAGCCGAUGACGAAUUACCCAGUGAAUUAGUUAUAUUACUGAAGAAAGAGCCAAGAUAAGAAAACGAGUCCCGCAUCUCCUCAGUUGUUACGUCGGAAGUUCGGAAGGAAUCGAGAAUUCCCACCCUCCAUGCCCCACACGACACGCGUGUUAUUUUCGUGCCGAGCCGUAUCUGGGUUGGCAGCCCUGACCCGAGACCCAAGCUGUCAAUCCGCACUCCGGAGCUCAGUUGGCAACAGACCUUCGGUCUGAUCGUGAGGGUGCGCUAGGCUGUGUGCAAGUUUUGCGUUCCAGUUUCGCUUCGUCCGCUUCAACUCUCCUUAUACACGAAGCGAUCCUUAGCUGUCCGAAUAGUUAAGUGGUGCAUUUCGCAUAACACCCGCCCGACAUCAUUCCCUGACGACCGUGCGACCCCGUGGGGUAUAAAAUGGCGAACAUUUGACCACACGAGAUCAGCUCCAGGCUCGGGUGUUUCGUGCUGUCGUGAUCGGAACCUAUUUGGUGAAAUGCAUUGCCUCGGUGCAGUGUCGGGUGGUUCCACCAGCCCCCAGCGGGCUGGUAAUUGCGGUAGUGUGUUAGGGAUGGUCCGAGCCCUGGGUGUUCUUGUUAGCGAAGGAAGGGUCCAAGGUCCUCCAAGAGGGUACAUGGAGGGUCCACAUUGUGCCGCUCCAUUACAACCAGUAACCAACAAUCAUGUGUGCGAAAAGGAUAACUAUCUGUGUGAUCGGUACGUGAUACUGGUCCGUGAAAUCACGGACAGAGUCACCACCUAUUCAUACCUGUGUGUCGAGGUCUUGUUGUGCACCGAUUGUCCAUGCGGUUUGGCGAAAGCUACCUAUAAAGAUCCUGUCUUGCCAAUACCAUACAUAUCCAUGACUCCGUGGCAGCAGUCGUCAGAAAUGCUGCUUGAAUAUUGGUGUAUCAGCGUUGUGCCCAGCAAGGGGCCAGAAAUGAUGAACAAUCAGAGUUUGUACCAAGCGGUUAGAUCGCGUUUACACUUCAGCCAAGUUGCAGCAUGGUGGUCGCGCAGCAAAGGUGCAGCUCCGUCUUACAUUACAACCAGAAUAGUUUCAUUCAGCGAAGAUAACCUGAGGAAGUUUCGGGAAACUCCGUCGGAACACACCUUUCCGUUAGCUGCUUGCGGAGAUGGAAACUCUAUCAAGGUUACGGUCUGGGCACUGCCUCGCGUGGAAGAUGUUCCAGUUCUGACUUGCUCAAUCCAUCCUACAGCUGAAAAGGAGGAAGAAGGAACUGCCAGAGCAUUGACACCAACUAAAAAUAUUUCAGCACCAGUAACAACCUCCAAUCCUGAGGCUCUUGUUCUUCCAACUUUGGUAGAUGAUAGACUCCAGACUCCUUGCAACGAGCCAGGGAAACAUCACUGCCGCUGCGAGGAUGAAGAUGGCUCCCCGCCUUCGCCAUCUCUGAAAACUAACACUGAACGUAAACGGCGCAGAUCGCUACCACGUGGCCCUGAUUUCAUCUCAAAUGCGAGUGCUCACAACUCUGUAAAUUCUACCUCUGGUCUACCGUCAGUUUGCGAAUUAUUAACAGAAGAGCCUGAGAUCAGAAUCUAUAGCAAUAGCGGCUUGGAUGAUGUCGAUUUGAAUUACAACAAUACGCGAUAUUUAGAAAACCGAAGCUCUCGAACUGCAAACAACAAUGCAGAUUGUAGAAUUCAUCAGUCACGAAGUAUGGGUACUGCAUUUUCGAGUGACAAGCAAGUGAGCAAAGUGAGCAAUCACUUGGAUAAUCAGAUGCAGAGAAGCGGUUGUGACAAUCGAAUCGCGAUUUCAGGAGAAACUCUAACCUCGUGGCUGAGUAUCGAGGAACCGGAAAGCAAUGCUGAAAAACGUUAUAAAUGCAGCGUGGGACUACCUAUGGAUAUUGAUACUUGUAAAUCACCUUGUGAUAGUAAAAUUUUGAGUCUUCGACGCGAGAAAUCUCCAAAAUUUAAUAAAAAAGAUUACCUCAUUCGUUGGGGAAAAUGUGUUGAGAAUUUUGAGAGUGAACAAAUGUUGUUAAAAAAGAUCGAGAAUGAAAAAUCGCUAAAGUCAAGUUCGUCGUCAGUGACAGAUCAUCAUAACGCAAUGGGGAAUAUAAACUGGACAACGAGUACAAUCAGUGGAAAAGAAACAGAGUGUGGUCAGAAUCGGAAAGAAAUGUCACCACUAGAUGCCCUUGAUACACUGCCAAUUAUUCAUAGCAAAGCUAACUUUGUCGUCAAUCCUUUUAGUCAGAGUAGCCCCUUUCACAAAUCAAAUCCUGGACCUUCAUCGUAUAGUCAUGACAAUCAAUCGAAAUUAGGAACACCUUUUACGACGUAUUCGUCGGAUCAGGCCUUCCUUAGUCAAUUGGCUGGAGAUAAAGAAUUAAUGGAUGGGUCUCUGGUCUGUAAUGUGCGUAGUGAGAAUCCGCAGAAAGGUACGAUCGAUCAACAAGCAUCUGUAUCUAAUAACGACUUGGUGCAGUUGAUGUCAAAUCUUAAAUGUUCGGAAGAAAUGGAGAAGAUGAAAGACAGCAGUGGAAUCUUCGAUUGGAUAAGUAAAGUACCAAGCCGGGUAUUGAAUGUGGCAACUAACAAUGGACUUACAAAUUACAAGUCUAAAAUAAACGAGGUUCCAACAGAGGAAUAUAAGAACACAAAUCAAGUCAAGUCAAAGUUAAAUUCUAAUCUGGAGCUUAGUCAAUGGGAAUUUGACGAAGUGUUAGCUGUACUGCGUGCGCGAACUCCAGCAGGGCGGCGACGUACUCCAGUACGUACGAUAAAAAGGCGCGACAAGGUUGAAAACCAAUCAGACGAUGCCAUUUUUGAACAACAAUCUUAUCUCGAGAAGACACAAGCAGAUAUAAAUUUGCUUCGGUAUCCAAUAUACAACAACGUUUGCAGGGCUGUAGCGGCAGACGAAUUAAGAAACUUCAAACCUCAUAUUGUUGGUACUAAUCGAAGUGCUGCUGUUCACCAGGAAAAACGUGCGAACGUGAAAAAAAUCUUUCACCCCCGCGAAUUAGUGCAGCCUGAAUGUGUAAGACGCUCGUCCCAAAUCUACGAUGAAAAACUCAAGAGUGAAGUUACUGACGAAAGGAAACAUUACCACGGAAAGCACGAAAAAGUGGAUGCUAAGCCUGUCGAAUGUUUUUAUAACGUGACCAACAAAGCAGACGUUUUAUUAGGAGCCAUAUUAAGGACUAGCAAUGAUUCACGGAAAGUUAUUUCCGAUAUAUCAAACGGAGCUCGGCCAAGAACCGUUUUCUCCGCUCAAAACUGUGAUAGUAGAAGUGAUGUUCACAUAGCAAAUGAUAAAAUACAGAAAGAUAUUGAUGUGAAAUCAUACAAAGACGAGGGGUCGCUUCCUUUGUUGUUAAACAAACGAAUAAGCCUAUUCAAGCAGCUAUUUUCAAAGGAACAGACCAAACAGAAUUCGGAAACGUUGUCAUCGCAAAGUUAUUACGACAACUACGCCAUAAGUUCUGACCAGUCUCUAAAUAACCCCCAGUUUCACCCCCUGCGUGAAUUCAACCUACAGCCGAAAAAAUCCAAAGGAAAUAAAGUCAAGAGGAGGAUUGAUUUCUCAAAUCCAUCCGAAUUUGCCCAUGGGUCUGAUAAACAGAACGAAUCUCUUGAAGUUGGUAAUACUGCGUGUCUUAGUACAAAUAGCUUAUAUCAAAACCCUCCCUGUCCUGGGACAAAUACCGAAUUGCAAAAUAAUUUUCCUGACCUAACAAAGAAGCAGAGUUUGACUUUACUCGAAGAAGAAAAAACGGGAGGUAGAGAUGGGUAUAUUUCUCACAAUCCAAUUAAACAUAGUACAAAUCUGAGGUUGCAAAUCGGAUGUGAAGGAAUACCGUUUCGCAUGCAAAACAAUUCUCUUGGCCACGCAGGAACCGACAAAAAAUGCAGUUCAGAUACAGUUCGAAAUGAUUAUUUUCAAAAACACAUCUCUCCAGAACAGAUGAACUGUUAUGCAAUCGCGAUGCAGCAGCAUCAGAGCCACGCAGAUAUGGAAAAUACUGAUACUUCAGACAAAGGUGUACCUUCAGCCAUUGAACAAGAACGAUUUAGACGAUCUCUUGGGAAUGCUGCUUCCAUGGUUUUUCACAGUCGAACCGGAUUGCCCCUGACUUCCAGCCCGGCACCUCUACGGAGAGGAAGCUGCUGCUUUGACUAUGACAGUAGCCUGAACUCUGUCUCGUCAAAACGAAGCGCGCUAUUUGAGUUGAACACUCCACCAAGUCCAGGAGCGGUGUCUCUGGAAGAAGGAGAUAGAGAGGCUGAAAACACUCUUGAAGGUGAAGAGAUAUCAAAACGCCGCACAACGACUCGAGGAUUACCGCACAGUCACGCGCUUCUCGGUAGUUUUGAAGAGUCUGCCUUGAACGGGAGAUUAGAGCCAGUUUCCACGGUCCAUGGAUUCACCGCCGAGCUCGGUGCUAGCGGCUCUUUUUGCCCGAAGCACCGAAAGCUUCCCGUUACUGUUUUCUUCUACACUCUUGGAGACAAUGACAAAGUUUCAACGCCAUAUCUUGCUCACAUUAAUCUCGGGAAGAAGGGAUAUCAAGUGCCACGCAGCGGGACAAUUCAAGUAACUCUUUUGAAUCCUUUGGGAACGGUUGUGAAAAUGUUUGUUGUUAUGUACGACUUGUCCGACAUGCCUUCACGAUCUCAUACCUUUCUUCGCCAGCGAACAUUAAGAGACAAAACGCUCCGUUACCUUAUACACCUCAGGUUCAUGUCGGGUAAGUCAGGACGGAUUUAUUUACAUACGGACAUCCGUAUGAUAAUUUGUCGCAAAUCUGACGUCGAUACCGCAUCUGAUUUCGGUGCUGAGCCACCUAAAGAACUGAGAAGCUUUGUACACGGACCAACAAAUCCAAAAUUUUCACCAAGAUGCUGAACCAUAUGGAUUGGAUGAAGAUGUUGCCAGCUUGUUAGUUACUAUUUGCCGUCAGCCGUUCAGUCUUGUAAGGCACGAGGUUGGAAAAAUUGAGUAAAUUAGUCUAAAGUUUCAACCAGGUCGAACUUGAUUUUAUUAAUUAAGCAAACCAUCGCUGAAUACGUGUAACGAUCGCGUCCGUCUCUCAAAAAAGCGAUGUUUGAAUAUUGAACAUCAGAAGCUGGUGACUAAUGAAAGAAGCCUCUCUGAAUGAGAGAAAUUACAUUUAAAACGAUUCUCAAGCUGUCGAGUUAUGAUAUAUGACAAAAUAAAUAAAAAAUUAGUAUGUGAUCCAUUACAAACGAUCUCAACCAACGCAAUAUGGCAAUUUCCUGAAAAUUCUUAGCAGGUCCUAGAUACACGGUAUCGGACUGGCGCCUUUGGUUGUACGGCAGGUAAUCAACAGUAAAUUCUCACUUCGGCACAUAAAUUUUCACAGACUCGAGAAGAAAGGAUCUGUGUGAAAGUAAGAAGUUCGAUAUACUUUUUUCCAUUAUUAUUAAUUGUUUUUAUGGCAGGUAGUAAGAAAACAAGGUUGUGCGUCUGUAUCAAUAACACUUACCGCGUGUAUCCAAUAUGCAAGAUCGAUCGAUUCCGUGAGAAAUGUGAAGCUUUUUAAUAUUCAUGCCAGUAAUUUGGCGUCGAAUUAAUGAAAGAAUAUACAUAUAUCGACUCUAAGCUAACAUGAAGCGCAAGGAGCUAAAAUUUGCUUGAAAUAUGUCCGAAUCCGUGGCUUCGACAUUUUUAAUUCAAAUUGCCCACGUUCUCUAGUAAAGAGGUUUACCAACAGCCAUUAUCAAUUCGUGCCCCAUUGCUGUUUGCAUAUACAUCACCUCUGAAUUGAUUUCUAUACAUUCAUAUCGCAAGUGUAGUCUGCUACAGCUUGUUUAACCGGUAUAGCAAACGACACUAGUAUCCUUGAAUGUAUCAGAAUCAAUUUAAGGGACUGUUCAUAGACAUGCAAAAUGAGGCUUCGUUAUAAAAAUCAAUUUGUGUGAAUACUUUGUUGUAAAUACAUAUACCUAAACUCGUGUAAAGUAAUGAAAGUUGGAAGUGGGACGCAACUGUUGUAACCAGCGCCAUCCUUUCCCAUAAAUAAAAGAAGUGAUAUAAAUAUAGUUGAUGCGACACGGAAGGAGAACCUUUUAUCGAUACGCUAUGAGUACAAAUAAAAUGUACCCUGAAUUUAUAUGCACCUUUUUUUCUCAUCUAAAUAAUAUUACACACCCUAUUCAAUUUGCUCAAUUUAUGAUUUGACUUUCCCUCAAAGCCCACCUAUACUGUAAUAUAAUAAUACUGGUUCUUGCAUAACACCUUUUAGAAUUGAUCGUAAUGUUCUUAUCGACAAUUGGUUCUCCUACAACUCCCUGCCUGUUAUGAUAUACAUGUAGUAUAUCAUAAUAUAUUAUACAUAGUGAACAUAUAUAUAUAUAUAUAAAUAAUAUACUUACCUAUAAAUUAACAUUACACAAUUUUGUGUCUUUAGCACUGUGAUGAAUAUAUUGUAGAGUAUAUAUGAUAAAUAAAUAUUUGCAUAGGAGUUUCUAGAUUAAUAUUACUAAUAUUUUGAAUAAACAUGCAUAUAUCUUCACACCCGCAUACAAAGUCAUAUUAUAUGUACAGCAUAAUGACACAGACACACACACACACACAUAUGAUAUGAUACAUAUAUAUCUAUUAACGCAAUUGAUUUUUGGGUAAGCAUAAUACAACAAUAUAACUAAUCUGCAUUGACGAAUUGGAUAAUCACAAGAGUGCUGCUGGUGUUCUCAUAGUUUACUAAUAUCUUAGUUACAUCUUUAUUCUCACAAGGCUUGUAUUAGUGUAUUUUGCAAAUAUUACCUACAGUUUGCAUAGAAGGGAAUACUGUAUUAGCAAAAAUAAACACCCUAUGUGUUAUUGAUUUAGUUAAAAAUCACACUUGUGGAAAUGUGUAUAAAUCAAUUUUUUAAAUUUGAAAGUUGACUCGCAUAUUUCCGAAUUUACCUAUAAAAUUCAUUUUCACCAAUAUUUCGUUACUUCCAAACAAUUAUAUUUACUCGGAGACGCAGCUGACAGUUUGGCGUAGAUAGAUGAGUAAUGGUGGGUGGUGUGAUAAGUCAGUGUACCAACUUGUUUCCAAAUGAGACGAUAUAUUAAUUCAAUGCGUUAGUUGAGUUUGGAACCCUGUACAGCAGCAAAUUGACAUUCAAUGCAUCAACAUUGUGGUGUGAAGAAUCGACGAAUAAACUAUCAAUAUAAUAUUUAAGAAAAAUAACGAAACUGAAAAAUGAGCUAUUUCGAUUAACUACUGUGAUUAAACCUGAGAAAAUAUUUAGAAUUUUUCGAUCCUCUUAGUUCACAGGGCAAUAAUCAUUCGGUUUAUUCUUCGACGUUGUAUUAAAUAUAAAUUGUGAUCUUGAACAGUGCUAUAAUAAUUCUAUAAUUAAGAAAUCCCUCUAAUGACUAUACGUAGAAUAUACAAUCACUGCCGUAUACAUAUAAAUAGUAUAGCUAUAUAAAUAUGAACAUCAAUCGUGUAUACAGGAUGGUGCUAAAUUCGAUGUAACGCUUGGCAUGUUUAACUAUUAGUCUGAUCGAUUUCUGCUGAAAUAUGUCCGGGACUGUUUUCCCCCGUGAGAAACGUGAAAUAGUGUUCAGUGAGCCUUUCAUUUUACGUUUAAUACCAGAUUUUGCCAUACGAUUUACGUGACAGUGAUUACUCUAAUUUACAAUCAGUGGCAGUUCUGUUGAAAUGAAAUAUCAUGGAUCUCAACACGCGAUCAUAUUAAAUAAGUAUUAAUUUUCUUAUUUUGCAUUCUUAAUUUUCCAUUUGAUUUGUUGCCAAUUAUUGUUCUUAGCCGUAUUAGACUUGGUUUUUAACCCUGCAUAGGCUGUUCAAAUAAAUUGACAUUUUUUUAACAAGCCUACGUAUACAAAAUUAAACGGAAGUGAACGAUUAUUAAAUAGAGAUUCUUUUUCAUUAAUAUUCUCCAAUUGUUUGCAAUUAUAGAAUCUGUUUUAAAUAAGUCGCGGCACGUUUGGCGUAAACUUGGAUAGAAUUAAACUAAUAUCGUAGUCGUGAAUCUCCUCGUUUUUUAACUUCACCUCGAAGUUGUUAUUUUCAUGUAAAUCAUUGUGACUUCUGCUUAUUAAUCAUUUCCAAUUUCAAACGUAUUCUACUAGUCGGAUUUAAUUACUUUUUGAUCAGGCUCUAACCGUAAAACAAAUAAUAUUAUUACAGCACUAAGUAAUCGGAAUAUAAAAAGUAUCAAUGUACAAAAAUGUACAUUAAAACGCCUUGUUUCCUCCUAAGUAAAACUACAUCUUUGUGAGGCAUUCAGUAAAAUUGAAUGUCAUUCACAUUAAAUUCAUUUCUUCAUUGACCAAACUAAUAAUUCGUAGUGCUAUGAUGUGAAAAUUCGUUUUGCGAUAAGUUUGGUGGAAAACGUUUCACUUAAACAUAAGAAAUUCAACAUUUUGGUGAAAGAAACACAUUUUGAUGAAUAAAUUGAAAUCAUGUGAGCGUGGACAUCAACUUCAAUAUUUAUAUCUGCUGCUCAUAGCUGUAUUGCUUAUAAUAUGAUAUUUGCUCGAGACUUUUUGCUUCUUUUUUUUACAUAGACAUAACGUAUAGGCUCAGGGUUGGGGUGAGACAAUGCAUUGGAACAACAAAUUUCCUUUCACCCAUGACUUACAAUUAAUCUAAUUGUUGUCAUUGCUUAUUUGUGAUCUACGCAAAUUUCUUAUUUUCUUAUAUCUAGUGUAUAGAGCACACACUUUAAGGCCGGGCAUGUAAAUAGAUAAAAACUUAUUUUGUAAUGAAUUAUUGACUACACUGUCAAAUAUUUUCCCAAUUCAAUAACUGUAAUUUGGAAACCAUGUGUUAUAAUACGGACGAAUCAGGACGAUAAUAAUAAUAUUAAUAAUAAAUAUAUUGAAAAAAAAAUGAAAAAUGUUGUAUUGAUAUAGCAAGGAUCUUUUGAAACGAGUCUCUCAGACUCAUAGUGCAGUCUUAAAAAGGGAAAUCGCCUCAACUUGUUCGAUUGGAUUACUUAAAGGGAUUCUUAGAUUUAAGUAUGAGUACUUGAUUUUCGUAACAAACCAGUCUCCUUUACCACCCGCUGUAGUGACACUCGUUUUAACUGCAUUCAAUUCGACUUAUAUUUAAAAACAUCUCGUAAAAAAUUUGGAAUAUUUGAAGAAUCUGCCAAACUGGGGGACAGUUGGAAUUGGUUGAUGGAACGUUUCAGGAUGAAUUCAAAGCUAUUUGAAUCAAUACUCACAAAUGAGGGAUCAAUACAGAUUUCUAUAAUAAUACAUCUUUAAUACAUCAACAAUUUUCAUCCAUAGUUAUUUCUGAACAAAUUAUUUGCAUUCGUUUACACGUUAUCAGGCCAUUAUAACUAAGCGACUAAAAAUAAAACAUUUUACAUUUCAUCAUAUACACGUUGCAUACUGGUAUGCAUGUAUGCAUAUAUUUACAAAAAUGCCUUGCAUAAUCUUCACCUUACACCUUUCGGACACUAGAUGAUAUUAUAAAUAUAAAAUGAACUAAUCUUUGUCGCAAUUAUAUUACACAAUGCUAAGUACAUCACUCGAUGCAUAUUAUUUGCAAUAUUCGUCUGAUUGGGCGUGCAGAAAAUUUGUUCAUUACGUUCAGAUUGUUAUUAGUAUUAUAUUCGCUACCUCAAAUUACAUGUUCUCUAAAUAGUGGUGUCAUAAAAUGAAUCAUUUCUGCAAAACUAUACAUUUACAUUGUAUAAUCAUCAUGUUUGUCAUCUCUUUUACCAGGGCAGCGUUAUUUACAGUUUAUAAUCAUUUUAUCGCAUGAAUAGUAAUAGUUGAUUAUGCUAUGUACAAAACUGUACAAGUUUCACU
Messenger RNA from Neodiprion virginianus, 10445 nucleotides. It is a transcript of the gene atos, whose product is annotated as protein FAM214A. The record is from RefSeq and is a predicted model, not a curated record. The transcript is spliced from 12 exons. NCBI's taxonomy places the organism in Eukaryota, Metazoa, Arthropoda, Insecta, Hymenoptera, Diprionidae. Bases 1158 to 5546 code for a protein of 1462 amino acids.